Paramecium pentaurelia is the source of this 2436-nucleotide messenger RNA. The record is from the annotation of a GenBank genome assembly. NCBI's taxonomy places the organism in Eukaryota, Ciliophora, Oligohymenophorea, Peniculida, Parameciidae.
AUGGAAUUUGCAAUGUGUAUUCAGUUAGUGAGUAAUGUACUUAUCACCGUACUGAGUGUAUACAUCUGUUAUAUUUGUAAUUUUUGUAUAUAAUGAUAAAAGAGAAUUAGAAUUUGAUGGCUGUGGGAGCAUUAUUUGGAUUAUCAAUUUUACUUGAAAUAUUGUCUAAUUCUAGAUUAGAGAAAAACAAUCUUAAGGUAAUUUCGAUCUACUUAAGUUUUUGUUGUAAAUAUUUGGGGAUUUGGUUUUUAGAUGAUUCAAGUGGAGUGAGUUUCUUGCUUUAAGGUUUAAUGUGUUUAACUUUAAAAUUCAAGAGUAUUUUUGAUCAUAUAUUUUUAUAUGAGAUGAUAGGAAUGUUUGGAUUAAUAUUAAAUAUUUUCAAUAAAGAUAAGAUUGUUAUAGAUAAUAGAGCAAUAUUAACAUUAGAAUUAGGUAUCACUUUAUUAUUUUUGAUUCUAUUUUGUAAGAUAAUAAAUCAGAAGUAGCCAGGACAUAGAUAAAACAAUUUAAUUUAGAAUUAAGUUAUAAUGGAUUAUUCUGCUAAUCAAAAAAUUAAAUAAGAUUACGAAUUUACUCCAAGUCAAUCAUCUAGAUAAAAUCUUUAAAAUUUAUUCUAAUCUAAUAAUUUCAUUAUUUUUAAGGAAAAUUUAGAAAUUUUGGAGACUAAUUUUGAUCUUAAAAUUCAUUAUCUUAAUGAAUCUUGUCCAAAUAACAAUAUAUUAGUAGAAUAAUUUAUGUAUUUGUAAGUGAUUUCUUCUAAUUUUGGGGAGAGUGAAUAAAAAUACAGUUUUUAAGAAUUCAUGAUAAAAUUUAAAGACAAUUUAAAGACUUAAUUUGCAUCAUUCAUUAUUUUAAAGAGUCAAGUUUUUGAUUUAGAGAAUGUUACAUUAAAUUUAAUGCCUUAUCAAUAAGAUGAUAAUUUUAACUUUAUUGUUUCAUUUUCAUAUUUAAGUCAAUUAUUGAUAAAAAGAUUAUAAGAUGAUAGUAAUAAUCAAGUAUUGAUGGAUAUCAGUAGAUCACUAUCUCAUGAACUUGGAACUAAUUUAAAUAGUAUUAUGGUUUUUUCAAAUUUGGCUUUGCAUGAUGAUGAAGUUCCAGAAUUUGUUAGAUAGAAAUAUUUUUCACCAUUAAAAAUUAAUAGUGAAUAAUUAAGUUUAAUUGUAAGUAAUAUUAGAGAUUACAAUUUAAUAAGCUUAUAAUAAUUCAAUCUAAAAUUAGAGGAAUUCAAUAUAUAUGAUGAAGUAAAACAUAUUGAAACUUUAAUGAUUGAUAUUAUUAAAAAUAAAUAGAUUGAAGUAGUACAUGAUUAUUAAUUGAUUAAUACUAAUAUUAUCAAUGAUAGAUAAAGAUUUCGAUAAGUUUAUUUUUAAUUUUUACAUAAUGCUGUUAAAUACACAAAUACAAAUGGUACAAUACAUAUUAAAAUUGAAAUCAGUAGAUCAUAAUGUUAAAUAUCUAUCUAAAAUUCUGGUCCUGGAUUAGUAUUAUAAUAUAUAUUAUUUUGUAUAGUCUGAAGAAGAAUUGGUCAGAAUGUAGAAUAUUCUAAUUGGCAAGAAUUAAUUUGUAAAGAUAUCACCUAAUUCAGUUGGAGGAGGAUUGGGAAUUGGUAUUUCAAAUAGUAUAGUAAAGAGAUUGAAUGGUAAAAAUAUUCCAAUAAAUUGUGAUUAAAAAGAAGAUGGAACAACUUUUACAUUCUUGAUAAAAAAUCAUUUACAUGAAUUUAAUAAUUAUGAUAAUAAGAAAUCAGUAGAACUCAGAUCAAGUAGAUCCAUAAUUAAACUUAUUUCAGGUAAUUCUUACAUUGAAUAAUAACCCUUCAGUGAUUCAGCUAAAUUUAUAUUACAAUCUAAGAAUACACCUAUUGAAGAUGAUAAUAUUCUCAAAUAAACUAAAUUAUUAUUAGUUUAAGAUUAAGGAUCUGUACCAAUAAGUGAAGAUGAUUUCAUAUUAAUUUAAGAACCAAGAAAUAUGAGUCCAAAAUUUCAAUGUGAAAUAAUUGAAUGUUCUAUAUAAAGUAAUUGUUGUGCAAGAGUGUUAAUAGUUGAUGAUGAAUACUUUAAUAUUUUGAGUUUAUAAUUGUUAAUGUAAAAACAUAGAGCUAAAUGUGAUUAUGCAUAUAAUGGAAAAGAAGCACUUAAUAAAAUUAUGUAAAAAUUAGAAAUAGGAUGUCAUAUCUGUUAAAAUAAAUCUUAUAGUCUCAUUUUUAUAGAUAUCAAUAUGCCUAUUUUAAAUGGAUACUAGACAGUUAAGGAAAUCAAGAAUUUAAUAAAAAAUAAAAUAAUUAGAAAAGCAUGGUGUGUUGCAAAUACUGGAUUUACAGAUCUUGAAACUAAGAUAUAAUCAUUUAAUUCUGGCAUGGAUUACUUUCUCACAAAACCAUUAGAUGCAAAGAACUUACAUAAUUUAAUUAUUUAAAUGUUUCCACUACAUAAAUGA